AUGACAAAGAUUCUUUAUGACUAUCAGCGCGAUGGCAAGCCAGUUAUUCUUGACGUUCAAGAGUUUAUCAAGUUAAUUGAAAGUCGAGAUUCAAAACUUAAAAGCUUUUUUAAUACAAUAUUUAAAGCAAUGAACCCAGCAGGAAAAAGUCAUAAAACAAUACAGUCUUUAAAGCAAAAGGUAAUGCUUCUUUGUUACCAAAUGGCAACUUUACGAAAUAAACAUGUUAGUUCAGUCAAAAAUUCAAUAGGAAUAUUUUUGGCUGGCUCUGGGACGUCAGUUACUGGGAUUAAUUCAAUUGCUGGAAUGGGAUUAAGUUCAACAUAUCAAACUGUUUAUAACCAAAUUAAGGAUAUUUUGAACAAUCACAAUACAUCGGUCUGCAAUUAUAUUCAAGAAAAUUCAAAUAAUCUUUUUAUUUUAAAUAUCGAUGAUUAUCAUAAUUUACAUCAAUCACGAAUACCAAGCACCACUUCAAUAUCACAAGUAUCUCAUAUGGCAACAAUAUUAAUUAACUAUAUAAAAACUUCACCUGUUUCUUAUAAUUUUAAUUCCGAAUUCAAUGUGCAUAAUAUUAAUGGCGUGGACGCAGGUUUACUUAAUCAAUGGCUAAAUAAAAAAUACAUGAACAUUAUAAGUGAAAGUUAUUACCAAAGAAAAACUAAAUGGAAUUUUGUAAAAGAUUUGACCACAAUAGAUGAAGAUAAUCUAAUUGACUCUCUUGUUCUUCAUUCUUAUGAUGCUUAUUUGACGGAAAAACACUCAAAACGCUCAUUUAAUUCAACUAAAUUGAUUGAAUUCCUUCCCCAAGAUCUAAAAAAUACUAAUGAUUAUUUAAAAUCACUUGGCGAAUUUUUCAGAAUUCCUGAAAUUCAGAAAUAUCUUGAAACUUAUUUAAUACCUAUUCCUGCUGAUUUUCCCGGUCAGCUUUAUAUCAGAAGAGCAAUUGUCCAAAAGCUUAAACUCCAAGAGUGUUCUACAAUACCUAACGAAAUAACACAUCUAGUACCAUUUCUUGGACCAUUACAUGUAGCUUUAAAUACUAAAGAAAGUGUUUUUCUUACAUUUUGGGCGUUCUUUAAUGAAAUGUUUAAGGCAACCUUUCAAAGUAAAAGAAAUUUAGCUGCGAAACCAAAACCAUGGCGGAUUAAUCUAUUACUUUAUAUGGCACAUGCAGGAUGGAAAAUAGUAAGAAAUCAUGUAUUUCAACGAUUUGGACAAAAUAAAGAUCUGGGUUACUGUACCUUUGUAGACCUAUUAGAUACAUUAGUCCCAUCCACUCUUGAUAUUUAUGCAGUACUAUUUUGGGGUAAUCAUUUUGAAGAAUAUGUUGAGACUAUAUUUAGACUUUGGGCUGUAAUGUGUCGAUUUCAAAGAAAAAAUUAUAAUAAAAUAAUGCUUGCAUUUUUAUCUGAUAUUCACUAUUGGACUCAGAUUAACCAUCCUAUACUUCAAAUACUAAAAUCUCACCUUAACUACUUUGAUGAAUAUCCAGUUGAGAAUUUCCAUAGUCUUGUUCGAAGACAUACUACUGCUAAAGUUUUGAGUCCAGAAUGGUUGCGCCGUGAUGGAAUUUUUGUUGAUUACCUUCGCCAUGAUAAUAACUUUGCACAGUCCUUUGCAGAAAAGAAGUCAUAUCCAUAUUCUAAGAAAAAUAUUGAUGUUUUGGUGAAACAAACAGCUAUUUUUCUAUUAAAAUUUUUUAAUAAUUUGUGGAAUAAUCUUGGAACUGUUGAAAUUAGAUCAGAAGGCAAGAAAAUUAAAAAACCUUAUUGGUAUUUCCAGGAAUUGCAAAAGGAUUUAUUAAAGUGUAAGCAUUGUUAUAUUUAUCUAGAAAAUUCAAUUCAGGAUUUAGCUGCAUUGUAUAAUGAACGAUUAGAAAUGGAUGGCAACAUUGGUGAUGAAUUUGACUCACCACAAGACGAAACAAUUGAAGAGGAUGAUACAAAUAUACCAGAAACAAUAUCACUUGGAGAUAAGUUGGACAAAUGUCUUCAUAAAACUUUAAGAGAUUUUAUCGAGAAUAAGCCAUUGGAUAUUUUCCAACCAAUUAAUAAAAAUAAAACCUCUACGGUCAAAAAACAAAAAAAAUCACAAAAGCCUUUAAAAACUAUUACCAAUUGUUAUCAAGAACAAACAUGA
Rhizophagus irregularis DAOM 181602=DAOM 197198 is the source of this 2142-nucleotide messenger RNA. RefSeq lists its product as uncharacterized. The record is from RefSeq and is a predicted model, not a curated record. Lineage: Eukaryota; Fungi; Glomeromycota; Glomeromycetes; Glomerales; Glomeraceae.